Molecule: messenger RNA, 2489 nt
Organism: Microstroma glucosiphilum
Lineage: Eukaryota; Fungi; Basidiomycota; Exobasidiomycetes; Microstromatales; Microstromataceae
Exons: 2
Coding region: 327-2171 (614 amino acids)
Source: RefSeq, a predicted model, not a curated record
ACACCACCACAAGCCUUCCUUUCCCCCUCUCUUCACCACCUCACACGCUCCCUACCUAAUUGCUACACCACGAAGCCCCCAACACCCCCACACUCUUUUGCUUCUGCUGCCACCAACCACUCUCAUUUAGCACUCUUCCUCUGCAUCAGUCUUCCAGCUCAUUCUCAAGCCCCCUCAAGACCCACACCACCAGCGCUCCCCCUGUUCCCAGAGCAUCACAAUCGCAGCUAGUCUGCCUUGCCUGCUUCGAGCGCAACGUCGAGGUAUGAAGUUGGCGCUGCUGUUCUGAGUGUCGAAGUCGCCGCUCCGCCAGCUGCAGCUCGAGAAUGUCCUAUGAUCGUCAUCAGUACCCCCCACCUCAUGACGAUCAUGGGCCACCUCUUCAGCAGUCAUCAUCAACUCUGAGCGGAGCAUUGGACAUUCAUCGCGAGCAGUCACAUGGGGACAGCGUACAUGCACAACUGAGCUCGCCAUCGAAGGAGCACGACCAGAGAAGAGCACAUGAGCUUCCCACCACCGCUGAGCAAUGGUUUCUUCCGUCUCCCCCCGAGGCGCCCUCUUCACAAGGGCGCUCCUCGCUUGCACAUGCUCUUCAAUGGCCUUCCACUCCAGCCAGGCCGGCUGUCCCACCAACGUGCAGUACCCCGGUCAAACGGACGAGUGAGAUGCAAUGGGAACCUGAUUCAGCCUUUGAAGUCAAUGCUACCCCGUCCUGGACGGCUGUACAAGACACCAGCCCCACAGCUUCUCCCUUUCCAUUCACCUUCGUCUCGAACCCCGUCUCUCGAAGAGAAGGAUGGGCCGAGCAGCGUGCGGCCGGCACAUCGCAGCAAUAUCAGCCGACAAAGUUGGGCGGACCAGCGAUGGGGUUCAAUGCAGCACAGUGGGGCUCAGCAGGCAUCGACCAUUCCCGCUAUGCGACAUGGCCGGCAGGAUCUCGACCAACAGCAGUCUCGGACGAUGAUUUGCACCACCAUAAGGGUACGGACGGCAUCGGUUCUGGACUUGGUGAAGGACUCGACCUAUCGCCUAGUGUCCCAAUAUUAAGCCGACACGACAACAGUCAGGGUACUUCACCUUUGGGAGGCAAGCGAACCAACUCCUACGACAUGCCUCCCGACCGAGACGCCGGACCUCUCACUUUCGACUGGGCCAGCGCUCCGGCACCGUCUGCUGAUAGCCAGCAUCCAAGCGCGCUCUACCCUGCACUCCCCAGUCUCACUCAAGGCUUGCAAACCCUCGGAUUGACUCUCGAUCAGCUGACAACAUUGGGUCCAGCCGACGACACACACAACGACAGCCAGCUCAGUAUCAACACUUCAGCUGACUCAAUGCUCAGCUCGCCUGACUUUGACAAUUCAUGGGAAACCUCACUGAGUGCUGAGCAGUCAAGCAUGGAGUCCAGCUUUGCCUCCUCGCGCACACCACCUCAGAUGAAAGGAUGGUGUGACCCUUCCGUGAGUUUGUCUCUGGCACCCCCUCGUGGGGGGCAUAUACUGGAGGAUGCGACUCCUCGAAGUUUCCCCGUCGCCAGUGGAUAUGUACCACCUGCAGCCUUACCAGUAAAUCUUGAAGCCAAUCAGCAUGUAGCCGCAGACAACGGUCUGCCUCCUCGUAGCAGCUCUCCUCGCCCUUUCGCGAGCGCCUCACAGGCGGCUCCUUUGGAUCUCAUGGAUGAGCGCUUGCCCUGGGGACCCCCUCCUUCCCCUUCGUCCUCGUCUGGCUGUGACUUCGCCGAUCCGCAUUCGCAAGCCCCGUCCUCUGCUCAACCUGAGCCUUCACAACUUGCUGAAUUGUUGGGAAGUGAUGCGAUGAUUCAGAUUCAAGCGAAGCUUGGCUUUGGUCCUCCGAGCAUCAGAGCUGGCCCUGCCCAAAGUGCUACAGCUGCCCCUUCGCACGUGGCUCACCAGGCAGGUUCGACGGCACAGGCUCGGAUGCGUCAGGCACAAGACAAGAUCGGCACGGAAGAGGUCUUGGUAGCUCUGAAGAACCUUCGUAUGUUCCUUCAAGGUACUGAUGAUCAGCAACACUUGAGAUCCGUCAUCGAGCUCGAGAGCAGCAUAAUCCAGAGUAGAGACGUUCAGAUCAGUGGGUCUUCAGCAGACCCGCCCCCGCCCUCCGAGGCAACAAAGUCAGCGACAAUGGUUGCACCGUGUCCGCCUCGAGUCUAAGGCAGUGCGGACAACCUUGCGAACGACAACAGACAAAGCAGCUCAGACUUCCUUCUGACAAACCAUGCAGCCAUCUAUCUUGACCCAGAUGCGUCCCAGCAGUCCAAGUGACCUUAUUCGCAGCAUAUGCCUAUACGAUCCCACCCCCUAAUGCCUUGCUUCUCCUUUUUUCGGUAUUCACGCCCCCUAAGGCCUAGUAGAGGUAGAACCACACAGCCAUGACAUAACGCUGGUCGUGUUGUGAAUAGCUUUCCUUGUCCAUACCUUUGCUCAUACUUUCAUUACAUAGGUGCUCCUAGACACUGCUUCUGCUCUUGG